Messenger RNA from Racocetra persica, 326 nucleotides. The record is from the annotation of a GenBank genome assembly. NCBI's taxonomy places the organism in Eukaryota, Fungi, Glomeromycota, Glomeromycetes, Diversisporales, Gigasporaceae.
UGCUAAAGAAAUAUUUAAAGAAGAUAAUUCUUUAAUAUUUCAAAAAAAAUUAAAAGACACUUUAACUCAAAAUAGAGCAUAUAUGUUAAAACCUUAUGAUUAUUGUAAGAAGCAUCCAGAUUGUUAUUGUGAUUUCUUUGAUAUUAAUCAUCAAUGCAAUAAAUGUGAUUUAACUUGUGAAAGAAAAAUUGCAACUUGGGGCAGAGGCACUUUACCCAAAAAAAUCAUUGGUCCAUUUGAAUUUGGCAAAUUUAGAGAAAUUGAAAAGAAAUAUACUAAAAAGAGAAAAUUAGAUAUAAAUGAAUUAAAAGCUAAUGAAUAUUUAG